GCGAGCCAGCGGGCUGCGGCGGGGCCUGCGCGCCGGAAGUGAGCGGCCGGGGAGAGCCCGGCCCGGCGCGGCGCGGCGCGGCGCGGCUGGGGGCUGAGUCAGGCACUGGGGCGUGGGGAGAAGACGCGCCGCAGCCUCCGGCCAGGGACGCGCUCGGGCUGCCAGGCGGGGGCGGCUCCGCGCUGAGCAAAGGGGCCGGGAAGCGCCGCCACCAUUAGCCGGGCGGCGAGAGGAGGAGCCGGAGGAGCCGACCUCGAGCCGCCGCCGCAUGUUACUCAACUCGCACGUGGAACAGCCAACUCUAGAGUGAAAGAUGGAGCAAUUAUCAGAUGAAGAACUUGAUCAUGGUGCAGAAGAAGAUAGUGAUAAGGAAGACCAAGAUCUGGACAAGAUGUUUGGACAAUGGCUUGGGGAGCUGGACAAACUCACACAGAGUUUGGAUACAGACAAGCCCAUGGAGCCAGUAAAGAAAUCCCCUCUUCGCCAAGAAACCAAUAUUGCCAAUUUCUCCUAUCGCUUCUCCAUGUACAAUUUGAAUGAAGCCCUGAAUCAGGGGGAUACUGUGGAUCUGGAUGCCCUCAUGGCUGAUCUUUGUUCUAUAGAGCAGGAGCUUAGCAGCAUUGGGUCACAGUCAGCAAACAGUGCUGCAAUGAAACGUCUAGCCACAGAAACAAAAGUAGCUCAGAAACCACCUGCUGGUCGACUUUCCUCUAAACAAAGCAGUAUAAAAGGAUCGUCCUCUUCAUCUGGUAGGGUAACUAAGCCUUCAAAUGCCAACUUUUCCUUGGAGGACAUCACUGCCCAGUUAGAGAAGGCUUCUUUGAGCAUGGAUGAAGCAGCCCAGCAAUCUGUAAUGGAAGAUGCUAAACCUGUAGUUACUGCUCAGCACAGAAGGACAGCAUCAGCUGGCACAGUGAGUGAUACUGAAGUGCGCUCCAUCAGUAACUCAUCCCGUUCCAGCAUAACCUCUGCAGCAUCCAGCAUGGACUCCUUGGAUAUUGAUAAAAUGACAAGACCUCAGGAACUGGAUUUGACACAGCAAGGCCAACCGAUUACUGAGCAUAAUGUUUCUGUGAGACAUCCCAUCAGGCAGUCCAAGCGUCACAUUGACGUCACAGAAGAGGAGGCUGAGCUGACUCCUCACUCCUAUCUGGACAGGGAAACAUCCCUUCUUCUGAGAAACAUUGCAGGAAAGCCUUCUCAUUUGCUGACCAAGGAAGAGCAGGCUGCUAAACUGAAAGCUGAGAAGAUCAGGGUUGCUUUGGAAAAGAUUAAAGAGGCACAAGUGAAAAAGCUGGUAAUUAGAGUUCACAUGUCUGAUGAUAGCUCCAAAACUAUGAUGGUGGAUGAGAGACAGACUGUAAGACAAGUACUGGACAAUCUGAUGGACAAAUCCCACUGUGGCUACAGUUUAGACUGGUCACUGGUAGAAACCAUAUCUGAAUUACAAAUGGAGAGAAUCUUCGAGGACCAUGAAAAUUUAGUUGAAAAUCUUCUAAACUGGACAAGAGACAGUCAAAACAAACUUAUAUUUGUAGAACGUAUAGAAAAAUACGCACUUUUCAAAAAUCCCCAGAACUAUCUGCUGGGGAAAAAAGAAACCUCUGAGAUGGCAGACAGAAAUAAAGAAGUGCUGCUGGAGGAAUGUUUUUGUGGAAGUUCUGUAACAGUGCCAGAAAUAGAGGGAGUCCUGUGGCUGAAAGAUGAUGGCAAGAAGUCUUGGAAGAAGCGUUAUUUUCUUUUGCGAGCUUCUGGAAUCUACUAUGUCCCUAAAGGAAAAGCAAAGGUGUCACGGGAUCUGGUGUGCUUUCUUCAGCUAGAUCAUGUCAAUGUUUACUACGGACAGGACUAUCGGAACAAGUACAAAGCACCAACAGAUUACUGUUUAGUGCUGAAGCACCCUCAGAUCCAGAAGAAGUCUCAGUAUAUCAAAUACCUCUGCUGUGAUGAUGUAAGAACUCUACACCAGUGGAUAAAUGGCAUCCGUAUUGCUAAGUAUGGGAAGCAACUAUAUGUGAACUAUCAGGAAGCACUGAAGAGGACAGAGUCAGCGUAUGACUGGACUUCCUUGUCCAGCUCCAGUAUCAAGUCAGGAUCCAGCUCUUCCAGUUUACCAGAGUCUCAAUCAAAUCACUCUAAUCAAUCUGACAGUGGAGUUUCUGACACCCAGCCAACUAGCCAUGUCCGUUCCCAAAGUAUUGUCAGCUCUAUCUUCUCUGAGGCCUGGAAGCGAGGCACUCAGCUGGAAGAGUCCAGCAAGGCCAAAAUGGAGUCUGUGAGCCGACCCUUCACUUCACUUGCACCUGCUGUGUCCCCACAAAUUAAAAUGGCUACCCCAUACACAGCUUCUCAGCCAUCGCCUCCCCUUCCACCACCCCCACCGCCACCACCCCCACCUCCUCCACCCCCUCCCCCACCGCCUCCGCCUCCUCUUCCCAGCCAGUCUACGCCUUCAACAGGCUCAGCAGCCCCCCUGUUUGUCAAGUACAGCACGAUCACAAGGCUGCAGAAUGCCUCCCAGCAUGCUGGGCCUCUCUUUAAACCUCCCCCCAUCUCCCAGCAAAUGCCGCCACCACCACCCCCAACACUGGGGAAGCUACCCAUGUUGGUGGCUCCCCCUCCUCCUCCACCCCCUCCUCUACCAACCCCCGGAUCAGCUAUGGCACAGCUGAAACCAAACCCCUGCACCCCGUCAGUGCCACCAUUCACCCCCCCAACUCCUCCUCUCAAAAUCCAUCAGGUUCCACAGAACGUUACUCCCGUUGCUGCAUCAUCACCACCCCCUCUCCCUCCCCCUGUGCCUGCAGUGCCUGCCCCCCCAGCCCCUCCUAAACCCCUCCUGCCUGUCCCCACGCAGGUGAGUGCAAAGGCAGCAUCGCCCAUUGUGACCCACAUCCCACCACCCGGGCCCGUUCCCCCUCCUGCAAUAAAAAAGCAGCCAAAUUUCACAGCGUCCCAAGUUCCUCCACCAACACCUAUUCCUCUGGGGCCUACUCCCCCACCCACCUUACCAAAACAGCAGAGUUUCUCCGUUAAACCUCCCCCAUCCCCACAGUCUCCUGUGCUGUCUGUUGUGAAGCAGAUAGCCAGUCAGUUUCCACUCCCCCCGACCCCUCCAGCCACAGAGCCUCAGCCUUUAAAGCCUGUCCCAGUAAGUGUGGUGCCACAGUCUCCCCCAGCAGUGAAAGCAAAGCCCAAGUGGCAGCCCACCUCUGCUCCGUCUCCUGAUUUUCCUCCUCCUCCACCUGAGAGCAGCCUAGUGUUUCCUCCGCCACCUUCCCCAGCUCCCUCUGCAGUUUCUCCUACCCUGGAUAAGGCAGGAUCUCCAGUCAAAAAGGCCAGCAAGACCUCAAGUCCUGGAGGGAAGAAACCACCUCCAACACCUCAACGAAACUCCAGCAUCAAAUCCAGCAGCUCUGCCGAGUACCAUGAAUCUAAGAGACCUUCGGUGGACAGCCUUGUCAGCAAAUUUGCACAUCCACCAGAGCCUUCAGGAUCUCCUUCCAAGGAGUCUCCACCUCCUCCUGGAGCUCCUCCAAAGCCAGGAAAGCUAAAUCUUUCUGGGGUGAAUCUGCCUGUAGUUCUUCAGCAAGGAGGUAUUUCAGCAAAGGUACCUGCAGUAGGAGUGCCUGAGAGGGAUCCCAUAGUAGAAUUUCCUUCUCCUCCGUCCGAUUCGGACUUUCCGCCACCUCCACCAGAAAUAGAUCUGCCUUUACCACCAGUAGAGAUCCCAGCUGUGUUUUCAGGUAGCACUUCUCCAAAAGUUGCUGUUGUUAAUCCCCAGCCUCAGCCCUGGUCUAAAUCAUCAGUGAAAAAAGCCCCUCCACCCACACGUCCCAAGCGGAAUGACAGCACCCGGCUUACACAGGCAGAAAUCAUGGAAUCACAGGGGCCAGUCAGUCCACAAGUGCCCACCUCGCCCAAGUCCAGCCUUAGUGUUCAGCCUGGCUUCCUGGCAGACCUAAACAGGACUCUACAGCGUAAGUCCAUCACUCGGCAUGGCUCCCUCUCUUCUUCCCGUGUGUCCAGAACAGAGCCAACUGCCACGAUGGAUGACAUGGCAUUGCCUCCGCCCCCACCGGAACUGCUUGCGGACCAGCAAAAGACUGGCAGCUAUGGAGGCAGUCAUAUAUCAGGCUAUGCAACGUUGCGGAGGGGGCCACCACCUGCUCCCCCCAAAAGGGAUCAGAACACCAAGCUUUCUAGGGACUGGUAAUCGUUAGGUGAACUAUAUUUGCAUGACUUUCAGUCAAUUCUACAAUCAGCAAAUCUGUACUUUGUGUAGAGAGAGAAUAUGUGACUUGUGCGAUAACAUGAUCAAGACGUGAUCUCCCACUGUUACUAAGGGUAACUGUAUGCAUUCCCUUUCAGAACUAGUCCAAAAAGUUUGAGGGUUUGGGUUUGAUUAUUUCAAGGGGGUGGAGGGGCAUUGUCCUCUCCCUUGCAAUUUCUUUUAUCCUUCAUUUGGAUUGGACCAAAAACCUUUCUUACUUUUUUCUGCAUUUAAGAAAAAAAGAAUUUUUGUAGUGUCUGUCCAUGUGAGAUAUGUUUGUGCAUGUAUUAUAAAUGUAGUUAUAUAAUAGAUUGUGAUAUAUUACGUCGCAGUUAUAGAAGAUAACCAGAAUGUUUUUGUCGAUCUGUAUUUAUUGUUUCAGUCCACUGGCGUAUGUAUUACUAGGAAUUGGACUCUAACCAGUCAAACCUUUACAUGAAGAUGUAGGGGGCACUUUAAAUCAGAAAAGCAUCUUUUGGCAGUUUGUGACGGGUAGAUGGUACAGCACUGAAGCAUUCUGUCAGUAUCUGUACAUUGUCAAUGGAGUGAAAAUACAGACACAACAUACCAAAACAUUCUGGUCGUAAUACUACUGAAAAUAAAUACAUUUUGAGCAACAACAAAAAAGUUAUAUAUGGGCUGGAGUGAAAUAUAUUUAUACUAUAAAGAGCCUCCCCUCCAAAUAGUUGAAAACCACUCUGAGCUCCAAGUUCCUUGUCCAUACGGUAAGUGGGAUACAUGUAUUUAUUCCAAUCCAAUAUGCCUUCUAAUGUGUUAAAAAGCCUGGUAGCGUAUUUGUACUGAUAAGGAGAAAUGAUAUGUUUACUCAUUGUGAGAGCUGUCUGGAGCUCCUACACUCAUUGCUGGGCCACAAUUCCUUACUUUGACACAUUGGGAGGCUCUGCUGCCCAGCACCAAAGGUUUAACGAUGUGUCAUGUGAUGCAUCAUCAAUACAUGUGUACAUCUUAUUGAAAAUACAGUAUAUUUCUGUAUUCAGUAAUACUCUCUGCCACAUGCACACACCAUAUAUAGAUGCUCACCUUAUCUGUGCCUGAAGAGCUGAAUGAUCUUUACAAAAAAUGGCUGAGAACCCUUAAGGAAGCAUUGUUUGUAAUUUGCCAGCUGUGAGCUAGAAGCUUUCAUUUGGGGAGGGAAGGAUGGGAGUGGUAAUUUCAGCCCACAAAUAGCUGGUAACCUGUUUUCUUUGACCUUUUGAGACGGCAACGAAUGCAUAAGCCUAUUAAUUAACAAAUUGCACUUCUGGCAGUCAUGGAAGAUGACUGAAAAAAAUAUAUAAUUUGGGAGCUGAUAAAAUCUGUUAGGAAUCCAGUUACAGCAUCAGGGGCCUUAUUAGGUGGAAAUAGAAUACUUUAUUUGAUUUGUUAUUUAUUUGCUGCUGAUUACAACCAUAAGGUCAAAAUAAUAGAAUCCUUUUUCUUGUAAUCUGCUAGUUUUUGAUUGUGCAGUCUUACCCGGGUAUCGGACAUUGUGAUAUGGUAGUAUAGUUAGUAUAAGCGAUCUUGCGUCUCGUGCACGUGCAGUACAGUGUACGUUGUAAAAUAACUCCAAUAUUAGCGCUGUACCUUAACAUGCUAGUUUGUGUGAAUUUCCCUGAUCACUAAAGGGACACUAUCAAGAUUGGGGUGGUCAGAUUUUUACCUUUUCUUCAAAAAUAAAUUCUAAAUGCUCUCAUUUUUUUCUAAACCAAGAAAGCAGCCCAGAAAUCACAAGCAAUGCUGCAAUAGAUCAUGUAUGUCGAUACAGUAGAAACUAAUAUUUGGUGAGAGAGAAUAUUUGCCAUUUGGGCUUGUCGAUGUGAGAAGCAUCGUUACAGCAUUCCCCCCUUUUAAAAGUGUAAUAAUAAUCCACGUGAGGAAAUGAGUAUUUGACUAGGAAAGAAGCUGUCACAAAACAUCUAUACUUGUAUAGUGUUGUUAUAUAAGUGCAUUGUGAAAAGAGAAAAUGCGUGCUGCUGACCUGUUUCAUAUGAUUCUGAACCCACUUCAGCACCUCCAGCAGCUCCUGGAAAUCGUUCUAAUAUUUUAGAGUAGUUUAUUUGAGCAAUAAGAAUAUACCAUUGUGUGCAUUUUUAAAGCACUGCUGUGGAAAGGCACUUUUUUGUAUCUUUCAAACUAUUCACAAAAGUUUUGUUUCUAUUUUUGUGCUUAUAAAGUGUCCUUAAAAGCAUUGGCAUUGUUGAUUUUAAGCAUGCUCAGUUAGCUGAUUAGUGUCUUAGUAACAAGACUGUUGAACUAUGCGACAAUUAAUGGGUGCUGUAAUUUUCUACGUUGUUCCCUUCUGCUGCUUGUACUGUAUGCUGGCCCUUGAUCUCGCGCCUUCCAGUGGAGUUAAAGGUGCACAGGUAGGAAUUCUAGCCUCAUAGUUUUUAUUGAUAAGUUUACCUACUGAUCACUGCCAGUGUGCACCCAUGUUCUCUGGGAUCUAAAUCAGUUAAUUCUUUUAUCUUCAUCCUCCCCUCCCUCUUAAUAACUCCACUGGCGUGUCAGCCCGAUCAUUCUUCCUUUUGUUCAUUUGAUGUAGGUGCCUCUGGGAUCUGCACUUGUUCGUAAUUAUGGCAGAGGAAUGUCUUGAAUGCAAUUUUUUCAAAGGCAGAUGAGAAUUGUUCUCCUUUUCCUAUGAUCAAGUUCAUUUGUCUAAUAUUUGUUUCCCAUGGGACCAUGAAUCUGUGCUCAUUAAUGCAGGCCACUGAACAGUUUGCUGGAAGUCAGAAAACAGAACUCCAUAUUUGCAGCAAAAAGAGUGAGCGUCAUCCAGGGAACAGGAAUUAAUCUUUUUGUUAUUUGUUAGCUUUGGGCAAUCUGACAACCUUUUGUGUCUUUGAAGAAUUGUUAAUGCAACGAAUUUCAACAGUUCCCAUGUAUUUUAUUUCUGUACCUGCAUGAGUUAUAUAAACCAAAAGAUGCAGUGCUCUUUUAAAAUAGUGUCACUGCGGGGUGGGGUUUUUGAAGCUUCUCCUUGAGUUCUGAGUUUCCCACCCGUUGUUUUUCAGCAUUUGUGUUCUUGGCAAAACUCAACUUCAAGAUGCUGUAGUCUUUGCUAGUGUCUGUCCCCAGUCCAAUGUUGGUACAAGCCAAGUAGUAAAAACUGGCUGCAACGCUCUCAUUGCAGUGUACUGAAACUAGACCACAGGGUGGCAAAAAUUAAAUAACCUGGUUGCCAUUGCAAACCUUGAGAAUCCUGAUAGUAACUUGCUUUUCCAACUUAUUUGCUGUUCUGUUCUAGUGUUCAAAUAUAUAAGCCCUGUUUGCGAGUAAUUUUCUGCCUGCAUGUUGAUUUGGAAAUUGCCCCAUUUCUUCCUUCUCUUUUAACCUCUUUGCUUCCCCUCUCUCUCUCUCUGAUAGCGAGAAGUUAGUUUCUGCAAAGAAUAUUGACCAUAAUUCCUUUUGGAUUGAGUAAGCAUAGCACCUUGGAGCUGAACAGCCAUACUUUAGACAAAUGGAACAGAUGGUUUGAUCCUACAUUAUUAACAAAAUACAGGUGUCGUUUAAAUUACUUUUAAACAAAUAUUUACCACUUGCUAGGACCUCCACUCAGAAUGCUUUUUCUCUUGCAAGAGCAGCUGAUCCCAGAGCUGCAUUGCUUAGCCUGUUGUGAUGUUUCUCUACCUAUUUUCCCAUCUGGAAAAUGGGGAUAACUCCCGUCUACCUCACCAGGGUGCUGUGGGAACUAAUUAAUGUUUGAAUAUGUAAAACGGUAUUUUCAGAAGUCUUGUAGGAGAAACACAAGCCCUACCAUAGAUGCUAGUAUGGAAGCACAAGAGAGAGUGACAUCCAUGUAAGAAAAUGUGAAUAUUCUAGUCAGCCUGUGUAUGUUGUUAAUGAUUUAGAAUCUGAAGCUCUUUUUAUUUUAAAAAAAACUUUAAUCAGGAAACACUGAUGGGUCUGCAAAGUGCUUUUGGAGUUGCAGCUGCCUGAGGGACUAGAAUUGUUGUGAGAAUAAAAGGUGGGGUGUGUUUUUUCAGAGAAUUUUGCUAAACCUAAGCCAGCCAAGACAGGACAGAAGUGUUUUCAAUACAGCAAGGCCAGGCAGUGAUGCUUUAGGUUAGCACCUACUGUAUGUCAGUACUGAGAAACACAAAAUAGGCAGGAAGAAAUCACUGAGUGAAGGAGGUAGUGACAUGAACAUAUAACAAAGUGACAGCCUGCUAGAUUUCUCUUGUGUUUGGGACAAGGUGGAACUCUAGGGCUAAAGGGCAAGUCUGAGACAUCGGAAUAAGUACAGUGAGAAUUGAUGAGGUCAGAAAGUAAGUGGGGGAAAGAGAAGAGAGGACUAGGGAACAGCUCUGUAAAACAAGAAAUAAGAGGAAUUGGAGCCAAGUUCGGUUAUCCCGUCUAAUGUUGUCAGAGCAAGUAGCAACCACUAGUUACUAAGUGCCACAGCCUAGGAGAAGGGGGCAGAAUUCAUUCAAUCCAAACACUUUCAGUCAGAAGAAAGUAAAAAGCCAAGCCUGUAUUGAAACAGAGCCAGUGGAGGACCAGAAACCAGAGAGCUACUUAGGGUAAAUUACGAUGACUCUAAAACACAGACUUGGCCCAUCCCAUUGCUCACCUGGGAGAAAGUUAUCCUGGUGCUGCUUCUCCUUGGUAGCACAAAGGGCCAGCCAGCUAAAUUUCUGUGUCUGUGUUUUAAUUGCAGCAGGAGCCAUAGUUAGUCCUGUGGUAUAUUUUGCUGGGACUCAGUUACUUUAGAAAGACCGACCAGGCUUAAUUUCAUAGUCUGUCAAUUAACUACAAAAAGUACUUUUUAAUAUAUCGUUGAUCAACUCUGAAUAAAGAUCGUAACAGUUAUUGUUUGAGUGACUGAAAUGCAGGUGUUUUAAAAUAGCUUAGCGUGGAAGUGCACGCUUUCCAGGAUGAGUUUAAAUGUAAAUUGGAGGAAUAGGUGAUGUGUUUUGCUGAUGUUCUCUAGCGAGUAGGAGAACAUUGUCCUUUACCAUGAAAUUGGAGAGCAUUGAUCAUCCAAACAUAAGCACUGGCUCCUUGGUAAUGCUUUGCUUGUAAAAUGCUGUGUUUUGCCACAGAUGGACAUUUGAGCUCUGUCAACUUACUGCGCUGAAUAUAUGCAGAUCUGCAAAGCUAGAGAGCACCUCCGUAAUGUGCCCAGAGAGAAUGAUCACUAUUUGUAGUGCAGCGCAGAAGAAAAGCUGCUAAAAGCAGACUGUCACCUAGGUUUCAGAACAGAGAAAAAGGAAUGUAAACAAUUCUUGCGCAGUGUAGUUUUGAAAUUGCUUUAGUGUCUAGUGCUUACAUGUUCUCGCGUUGCACGAUAAGAAGCUAUUUUCAUCUUUUUACCUCAGUGCCCAUAGGUUAAAUUAAAUCCAAGAACAGUCAGCCUCAGUCUGGUUGAAACUGUUUUCUUCCAUUAGAAGAGAAGUGAAAGUGCUGGUUCAGCACUAAAGGAAAAAAUGAUUUUUCCCACUUGUUACAGAAAACUGCAAAGAGCCGUAUUCCAUUAGUGGGUGACAUGGGGAAAUAGUUUUCAUGCAGCUGAAGCUGACACUGUCUUGUUCGUUCGUUUUUUUUUAUGCAGCCCUAAAAUAUAGGAAUCUAAAUGACUAUUGCAUGAUACAACCACUCCACUCAGAAUAACUCCACUGAAAUCAAUGCCGUUGCUCUGGAUUUGCAGUGGAAUGACUCAGAACAGAAUGUUUUAUAUUUGUAGGCUCUUGUUCAAACAGGCAUUAAUUCAGGGCCCAUGAUAUACAGGAGGUCAGACUAGCUGAUGACAGUGAUAUGUUCCAUCGUAGUUGAGUACGCACAUCAGCUUGCAGGACUGGUUUUAUAGAGCUGAAGUGUGUUGGUCCUUGAUGGAGCAAAACUCCCAUUUGAGCUGGAGUUCUGCGUGAAAUUGGCCAUAAUAUGUUCUAGUCGAUCUUUUAGCUCUAUUGAAAAUUAAAUCCAAGAACACUUGUUUAUAAAUUUGCAUUGGGGUUGUUGCAACUCCCUCCAUAAAUCUUUUUACAACUUCACAAAUGUUCAGCAUGCAGGUUUUCCUUUUCCAUAAAAUUGAAUUUGCUGAAAUCUCAACUAUUCAAAGUUUUGAUAUUAUAAACUCUAAUUCAACAGCCAACCAUAACCUGAGAUAAAGACCCAAAUAAUCUGUCUUUUUUUCUUCUUUGAAGGGUGUAUGUUAGUAAUUUAAGCAGUGUUCCUCUACUGUUACUAAUACUCUAGCAUGUUAACAUUGAAGUGAUUUUAAAUAUUUUACGUUGCUUUUUAUUUUAUGUUGGGGGGAGGGUGCGAUUUCCUUCAGCCUGGACAGUGAAAAUAGUCUCUCAUACUUCUCUUUACUCAUUUUCAGUUCCUGGUGUUCUCAAAUUAGGAGGAUGCUGUAGAGCAGAUGGGUGGCAAACACUUCAGGGGAAAUGUUUCCUUUGAAAUGUUUAAGCCCUGAAGGUUCCUGUCUGUAAAGCUUUUAUUUAUAACAUCUACAUUUUUGUUGUAAAGUGACUUGUCAUUUCCCUUUCAAGUCUUUUCAUUUGGGGAGCAAAUAAACAGCAAAGCAUUCCAAUAACAAGUUACAUGGUACCAAGUGCUGAGAGCAAAGGGUUCUGCUGAUUAUAUUCCAUCUCAUGAGUUACAAUCUUAGUUAAGCUUUGAAGAGAGAAAUAAGUACUGUAAAUACAUUUAUUACUUGUAUAUUUAAAUAAAAAACACCACAGAGAAUGGAAUCAGUAAUGAUCCGUCUGGAUUCACACAGGGCCUAAUUCUGGGGUUGGGGGUGGAGGGAAUAGGUGCUAAACACCCACAGCAUCCAUCAGGCCUGUGUAUGGCGCUUGAGAGGAGAUGCAGCAGAGCUGGGCAGAAAGACUGUCAAUUACCCAAACCCAAAUUCCCCCCUUGGUUUGGGGUGCAGUACCGUAAUAUCUAGUGAAAGACUUGUAAAUAGUGUUCCUGAGAUAAGGAACUACUAGUAUAAAAUGUAAAACCCCUUUUGGGGACUACAAUUUCAGCUGCAUGGUGGAUGCAACAGUGCUUCUGCCAGAUAUUUUAAGUCCUGAGUAUACUUUCAGAAGGCAGGAGAAUUGACCUCUUCCUCUGCUAUGAGAGUCUUACCCACCACUGCCCUACCUGCACUUCUUUGUGAUUACACCAUUGUCUACCAAAGAUGUUGCCAUUACCUGUUUUCUUGGUUCUUGAGAAUGAGCAUGUAGGAAUUGGGGUGCAGCUAAAUUAAGAAAUCAACAGGUGCCAAUGUACAGCAUGAAGAGAUAAGGCAGGUGUUUUGCAAGAGGUGGCAGGCUUGUGCCCCUGUGGAGUAGAUGCUGUUGCACAUUUGUAAUAUAAUAAUUAUCUAGAGCAGUGGUUUUCAACCUUUUUUUCAUUUGCGGACCACUGAAAAACUUCAAAGGUGCAAACCCCUUUGGAAAUUCAACCUCUGGUCCACACAGCCCUACCACAGAAGUCAGACUGGAAACUGAAAAGAAUUCAAUCAGUGUUACAUGUGCAAGGCACAGCAUUUGACACAGUGGGAGAAAGGGCACUAAACUGUGGGCUUCUGUGGGUUGAUGUAUUCAUGUACUUUUGAUGUAUCAGAAGAACAGAAUGCCUUCUCUGGGAUCUGAAACUUUAUUUUCAUAGUCACAUUUCACAGACACCUUAGACAGUCUGUGGACCACAAGUUGAAAACCACUGAUCUAGACACAUUAAGUCCCCAUCUCACCAUUCAGGAAAAAUAAUGUAAUGUAGUAAAACACUCAGAGCAAUUUGCUUUCUCAGUCUUUUGCUGCAGUGGUGAGUAGUUCCGUAUGCUGCAGUGGUAUAGAGCUUGUAUUUAAACAGAAAACAAAAUGGGGUUGGUUUUCCUGUCUGCUUCGUCAUAAGUUGUAACUAACUUUGUUGAACUACCAUGGAACAAGCAUUAACUGGAACAUCAGCGCUUGUUUCACGGCUUACACUAACUGUUAGCAGCCACUGAUGGUGUCCUUUAAAAUAGUGGAGAUGCACAUGUAAAAAAAUAUUACAAUGAUUUGUCUGUGCAGCAAGCUUGUACUGAAAAUGCUGUAAAUACGUUCAUAUGUUUACUGCUUUAAAAAAAAUUGCACAUUUUAUCUUUGAAUGGGACUGCUCCCCCCCCCCCCUUUCAAAACAAAAAACAAGGCUCUUUGAAACUCUGACAAUUUCAGGUUGGGGGGAGCUUUGCCAUGUUAUAAAUAUAUAUAAAUAUAUGUAUAAAUAUACUUUUUUAAGCAUGGGAGAGGACAAAAGAAAUACUGCAUUAUAAAGUACCCACUAUAGCUCAUUAUACAAUAGAAUAUGCACAAUUCAAUAAAGAUGUAGUUAAAUUUAA
This is a messenger RNA of Dermochelys coriacea (leatherback sea turtle), 12584 nucleotides long. RefSeq names its product Ras association (RalGDS/AF-6) and pleckstrin homology domains 1 (gene RAPH1). Gene Ontology annotation, cellular component: cytosol; plasma membrane. Bases 314 to 4216 code for a protein of 1300 amino acids. The record is from RefSeq and is a predicted model, not a curated record. The transcript is spliced from 17 exons. Gene Ontology annotation, biological process: signal transduction. NCBI's taxonomy places the organism in Eukaryota, Metazoa, Chordata, Testudines, Dermochelyidae.